Trichomycterus rosablanca is the source of this 435-nucleotide messenger RNA. RefSeq names its product Lipopolysaccharide-induced tumor necrosis factor-alpha factor homolog-like (gene litafd). Gene Ontology annotation, cellular component: nucleus; cytoplasmic side of late endosome membrane; cytoplasmic side of lysosomal membrane. The record is from RefSeq and is a predicted model, not a curated record. Gene Ontology annotation, molecular function: zinc ion binding. Lineage: Eukaryota; Metazoa; Chordata; Actinopteri; Siluriformes; Trichomycteridae. The transcript has 4 exons. The coding region runs from base 1 to 435 and encodes 144 amino acids.
AUGAGCUCAGUACAAAAGAACCCACCACCCUACAUCAUACCAAUGGAUGGCGCAGGGGAUGGUGUGAAGGUCUACAAGGUACACACCCCCUUCAGCCCGACAGCAAGCACCAUUCAAGACUACCGAGUACAACCAACCCAGUCUACAACAGUUCAGUCCUCAGCAGCUGACAAAAACAGAUUUGUAAGCUAUGACUCGGAGCUGGGUCGGUCUCCAGGCAUGGUCACCUGUACUAACUGUCGAGAGCAGGUGCUCACCCAAGUCACCUACAAAGUGGGGGCCUAUGCCUGGCUUAUGUGCAUUCUCUUUAUCUUAUGCGGACUGAUUAUUGGCUGCUGCUUGCUCCCAUUCUUCCUUAAAUUCUUCAAAGACGCCUACCAUUCGUGCCCUAAAUGUCAGCGUAUUCUGCAUGUGGAGAAGAAAAGAUGUUGUUGA